AUGGAAAAAGAAAUUGUAAUUCAUGUGGAAGAUCAGCACAUUGAAUCACUACAAAGUAUUGAAGGAAGAAAAAGGAAAGGAAAAGGAAAGGCAAAAGAAUCUCCAUCAAUAAUAUUAAAGGAAAAUGCAUCACUGGAUGAUGUAAAACUUGGUUCUGUUUUUCAAGAUAAAAAUGCCAUGAUUAGAUGUUUUUGCUUAGCAGCUAUAAAGGAGCAUUUUGAGUUCUAUGUUAACAGGUCAAGUAACAUGAGAUACUCUUUGGUAUGUACUGAUGAAAAGUGUACUUGGACUGUUCGAGGUUCAAGAAUUAAGGAAUCAACACUUUUUAAAAUAGUUAAAUUUCAGAGAACACAUGAGUGCUCAGUUGAUAUUCGAAAAUCAGAUCAAAGGCAAGCAACUUCAAAUGUGAUUAGAGAUUACGUGAUUGACAACUUAAGAGACAUAGCUACUGAGGUAAAACCUAAGUUUGUCAUUUCAGAGAUGAAAAGAGCACAUGGAAUUGAUGUUGGUUAUGGAAAAGCAUGGCAUGCUAUUCAAAAGGGGUUAUCUUUGUUAAGAGGAACAACUGAACAGAAUUAUGAGCAGCUGCCAUCAUAUUUGUAUAUGAUGGAACAAAAAAAUCCAGGAUCAUAUACAAAUAUUGUGAGAGAUGAAGAAAACAGGUUUGUUUACAUGUUUUUUAUGUAUGGGGCAUCAAUUUCUGGGUGGAAGUAUUGUAGACCACUGAUUGCUGUUGAUGGAACAUUUCUAAAAAAUAAAUUUAGAGGUGUUCUAUUAGUGGCUGUUACCAAAGAUGCAAAUAACCAGAUUUUUCCUAUAGCUUUUGGAGUAGUGGAUAAAGAGAAUAAUGAAUCAUAUGAAUGGUAUUUCAGGGAAUUAAGAAAAGUAAUUGGGAUUCGUAAUGAUUUAAUGUUCUUGUCAGAUCGACACAAGGCUAUUGCAAAUGGAAUUGCAAACUUUUUCCCUGAGUGCUACCAUGGAAUUUGCAUCUAUCAUUUAGAAAAGAAUCUGAAGCAAAGAAGAGUGAGAAACACUGUGAUAAAUCUCUUUCAAAGUGCUGCAAGAGUAUACCUUCAAUCAGAAUUUGAUGAUUUCAUGUCCCAAAUAGCUGCUGUUGAUAAGAAAACUUUCAAUUAUUUGAUGGAGGAACCGCCAGGAAGGUGGGCUCGUUCACAUUGUCCCAGAAGAAGAUAUGAUAUGUUAACAACAAAUAUUGUUGAGUCAAUGAAUAAUGUUUUAAGACGUUCAAGAGAAUUGCCAAUUUUAACAAUGAUGGAUUUCAUACAAGAAAAAUUGCAAAGCUGGUUCUAUGAAAGAAGGACACUUGCAGAAGAAAUAUUCCGUGAUAUAUACAGAAGCAACAUUGGAAGCAAAAAUUCAACCAGCUUUUACAUUUAG
Messenger RNA from Nicotiana attenuata, 1398 nucleotides. Its product is annotated as protein FAR1-RELATED SEQUENCE 2-like. The record is from RefSeq and is a predicted model, not a curated record. The transcript is spliced from 2 exons. NCBI's taxonomy places the organism in Eukaryota, Viridiplantae, Streptophyta, Magnoliopsida, Solanales, Solanaceae. The coding region runs from base 1 to 1398 and encodes 465 amino acids.